AUGGUACUUUUCCAUGCAAAAAUACCUCGAUUUGAAGACAGUCUCAACAACCUCACUGUAUCUUUGGGAAGGGAAGCAGUCUUCACGUGUGUUGUCAAUGACCUUGGUUCUUAUCGGGUGGCGUGGUUACGCGUGGACACGCAGACGAUCCUGACAAUUGCCACGCACGUGAUAACAAAGAACCACAGAAUAGCGGUGAACCACAGCGACAGGCGCGUUUGGUUUCUGCAUAUCCACGAUGUACGACAGUCAGAUAGGGGCUGGUAUAUGUGUCAACUCAAUACGGAUCCCAUGAAGAGUCAGACCGCGUAUCUCGAUGUUGUCGUUCCACCAGACAUCCUGGACUAUCCGACGAGCAGUGACCAGGUGGCAAGGGAAGGAGCAAACGUUUCACUUCGGUGUGCCGCCCACGGGGUUCCCACCCCCACAGUCGUGUGGAGGAAGGAGGCAGGAGACUUACUACCCACCGCCAACUUCAGCGACGCGCAAAACACAUCUGUGAGUGGCGCCGUAUUGCACCUGGUGAAGGUAUCAAGACUGCAUAUGGGAGCAUAUCUUUGCAUCGCAAGCAAUGGAGUCCCGCCCUCCGUGAGCAAGCGAGUCAUGCUUGUCGUGCACUUUCCGCCAAUAAUGACAAUACAAAACCAAUUAGUAGGGGCUAAGGAAAGCGAUACUGUAUAUUUAGACUGCCAUUCCGAAGCAUUCCCGAGGUCUAUAAACUAUUGGACGAUUAACGAUCAAAUAAUAUCACAGACUGACAAAAGGUUCGAAAUUACGGCCGUAGAGAGGGGCUAUGAAGUGGACAUGAAAUUAAAAAUUAAGAAAGUUGGCAGAAACACUUUCGGAACGUACAGCUGUAUUUCAAAAAACUCGCUUGGAGACACCGAUGGAACGAUUAAAUUAUAUUCCCUCUCGGGAAAGUUUGAAGAGAUGCAGUACAAUGAUGUAGAUUUUGAGGAGACUCCAGAUGUUAGCGAAUUAGAAGCAUUGAAACGAAGUGACGGAGUUAGAAAUAAUGUUCAUGUGCUAUUAAUAUUAGCUCUUCUAGUCAUAUCAUAA
Molecule: messenger RNA, 1059 nt
Organism: Pieris macdunnoughi
Lineage: Eukaryota; Metazoa; Arthropoda; Insecta; Lepidoptera; Pieridae
Source: the annotation of a GenBank genome assembly